AUGUCCACUCAACAACAACAACAGCAACAACAACCAAAUGUGCUAAAACAGGUCUUGGCCACGACUCCCCUAUUUCAUCUCAUUCCAAGACAGCAUGUAGCUCCUUUGAUUAAUUUACCCCUGCUUGUGCCCCAAUCAGACGAGGGUGCUUUAAACAAGCACGUCAUUCACAGUAUAGAGUCGUUUGACUCAGAAAGUGCUAAAAAAUUUGAGCAGGAGUGCCAACAAGAGUUGUUGAACUUUACCGAUCCUGAGUUGGACUCCAUCAAGUUUAAGGUAUCCUCAUCACACACAAAGAAACACGCGCUGCCGUACCAAUAUUCCGGCUUUGAUGCACAAAUUUUGAGAAGCGAAUCAAUUGAGAGAGGCAACAUUGUACCCAAAACAAGUGAUGAAAUAGUAAAGACUGGAAGAUUAUCCAUUCGAAAACGAGCACCCACUGGAGACGAUACUUAUGUUCCGAAACACAACCAAAAAUACUAUAGAAAAUUCGAAAAGGAAUACAUGCGAUUGAACCCGACCCAGGAAGUGGUCAACUCUGGAGCCUCUGAGGAUGAGUUUACUCCCAUUGUCAGUAUUAAACCCGAAAGUAACUUGAUGAAAUUAAAUUUUCGAAAGUUCAAUCAGUUUCUACAUAGGGAGCAGCAGAAUUUUACUUGGGAGGAUAUGGUUGUUAUAUGUGAAAUAUUAAACAAAAUUGACACGUUUCUGGAAGAAGAUGCUGGGGAUCUACUAAAGGUGCUAGAUACUUGCUAUAGAAGUUUGUCUAAGGUGACUGGACAAUUGCAAAAUACAGAUAUCAAGCACAUCAAUGAUAUCAAGUCCAUUAUCCCAGAGUUAUUAUGUGGAAUAUUUGCAAGCAAAGCGUCACUUAUCAUCAUCAAGUACAACAUUUCAAAAGGAGUCCAAAUGGCAUUUGGCAGGUACACGAUUGUUAUUAUUCGAGUCAUUGAAUGCGUUUAUGAGCUCUUUCUUCUUCCUCUCCGAAAGAUUAGUUCUGUGGAUACAGAUGAGAAAGAACAAAAGCUAUUUUACAAGCUAAUUACCGAAACAAGCAACAGGUUAAGGCAAUUCUCAUUAUUGAGUGGCUCAAUCGAAGAACAAACAUUAACCAAGUUGGAGAUUCUUUGCAUCAAUCUCAUAUUUGGUACGAGCUUAAAUGAUGAAUUACCAUCUCUUGUGCCAAUUGAUUCGCUUCAAACAUCUGCCAGCUUGUGUUUAAUUGCAAUUUACAAGAAUACCGCAGACCAGAGAACUUUUCUACUACACGAGGUACUUACCGGCUUUUCCUCCAUAAAUCCAAAAAAGGGAGAAGCGAAAAAAUUCAAAACAAAGCGUGGUUUUGAUAUUCAUUACUUCACCAUGAUUUUGAAUAAUUUUUCUUUCAUUUUUAUCGAAAGCGAAGGCUAUUCCUCAGAUUUCAUGGAUCAUGUUGCUCGAGCAUUGAUUGAAAAAGUUCAAGGUAAUGCGACUGAGCUAAGACCAAAACUUUCCUGCUUCAUUUCCGAUUUAUUGCAAAUGGCAUACUUGCCUGAAUGGCCAACUGCGGAUUUGUUCUUGACGUCUAUAGCGUCCACCUUGAUUCAGGUUUUGAGCUCGCCAGAGGAUCAAGUUCCCGGAGAAACCCAGUUUUUGGAUAUUUUGCAAGAUUUGGCCGAGAACGUUCUUGGAACGCCAUGUGACAAUCCCCCAAUGGGAGAGAAGGAGAUGUUGUCAAUUUUGGGGAACAGUCGGGAAUUUGGUACCGGUGACGUUUUGCCUUGUUUAAGAAUAAAACUUCAAACCCUCGCUGGCUUCACCCUCACCCUCGAUUCGGAACUUGUCAAAAAUCAUGAUACACUCAAUCCCGGAUACAAGUCCUUGAUUUUAGUCAGGCUUCGUGAAUUUUUUACCAUAAAGUACCUCAACUUUCUCGAAACUCAAAUAGGGAGUCCCAGAGCUAAAGCAAGGGCCAAAUCAAUAAAAGGCUUGCUUGUAUUUGUGUCCAAUUCCCCUCAAUCACUACAAUCGGCACAGUUACAAAAGCAGCUAUCGUCCAGAUUACAAGACUCUGCUGCCCUGGUGAGGGACGCAAUGCAUGAAUUCCUCAAUUCACAUAUUAAGAAAAAUCCUGACGAAGCGGAAAAGUUGAUUCAACCAAUGUACCUAGCUAUGGACGACCCGAGUGUAUCCGUCAAGAAAAGAAGUAUUCAGUCAUGUAUGGCGGUUUUUUCUUUGGUUAGCGAAGCUGCAAAGUUGCAAAUCAGUGCAAAGAUAUUAGAAAAAAUAUUUGACCAAGAGGAUAGCGUUCGCAAUGAAGCAGUUUUGAUGUUAAAGAACCGUUUCCUUUUCCAGCCCCCGGCAGUAAACUUGGUAAAUCCCGGAGUGUUGGACGUUAUUCGAAUUGGAAAGUCAAAGGGCACAAAAUUGUUGCUGUCCUUUUUCAAAGAGUAUGUUUUUACCGACUCCAAAGCUGUUGGGUUUGUUGGCGGGCUAAUAUUGUCAGCGGUUGAGCUUGUAGAAAAUGCGGACGAUGUGGAGGGUGGUAUGUUUUUGUUGUCAAUGCUUUCGCAGAUUGAUCCCAGUCUAAUCACACAAGAUGUGUUGGUGGAGUUGAAGAGUUUUUACCUCGAAGAAGCUAAUAUCAACACCAGCGCCUACACUUACGCCCUCGAAAUAUUGAAAACCACCACAUCCCACCUCGCGGGUAUUCGUCCCGAAUUUUCCCUUGAAAUUCAGUCAUUUUUAUUAUCUAAAAUUAUCAACUUUCAUCAAAGAGACAUGUUGUCGACCAUUUCUGCCUUGUGGAACUUGAGCAGACUCAGUUCAACAGAGAGCAAGAUUGCCAAUGCCGUUGUUGGAACCUUAAAAUGGGUGAGAAAACUGUACAAUGACAAAAACUAUAAACAACUUCCCAAGCUAUUGCAAUUGUUGGGGUGUUUCGGUAGACUCAUAAAACUUCAAUUAUUUCAACACAUUUUUGUCAAAGAAGGCUUGAUGAGCGAAGGCGACAAUGUCAUGACCAUUUUGUUCAAACAUAUCUUGACCUUCACCAAGCCAGAGUUCCCUCCAACGCUUCGAAAGUAUGCCCUUUCAAACUUGGUCUUGGCGUGCUCGAGUCAGCCGAGGUUGAUCACCCAUAAUGCCGUGACAACGCGCAUAUUGGACGCAAUAAGGUCAGAAGCACCCAACGUAAAAUGUGCCAUCAUUCAGAAUCUUAAUAUAUAUUUGGACGAUCAUGGAACGAUUGAUGCAAAUACACCAUCGACAACCCUUGAGUCGAUUCAAGGAGUAGGAAAUUUACAACAGAAUGUUUGUAAGUCCUUGGUCGAGAUCUACUUUGAGGAUAUUAUUGGAUUGUGUACAUCAAACGACCUUCAAUUGGUGCUGGAAGCCUUUUUGUUUGUACGGAUGUCGUUAGAAAUGGGAUUUGCGAACCCGAUCAAGGGUAUUUCCAUGGCUGUCGCUUUACAAGGAUCUCCAAUUUUGACACUUCAAAAGGCUGCGCAUGAGUUGUACAAGUAUUUAUUUGACAAGUACAGACCGUUGAUGGACUCUCAAUUUGGCGAAGGUAUCAAACUAGCGUACUCUACGGGUCAAAUUGCUCGGAAUAUGUUUGCAUUGCUUUACGAGGUUGUCCUUGAAUCAAAGAUGUCGCGCAAUAAGUUUAUCAAGUCUGUGUCCAAGUAUUUUGUUGUAAAACCCAGGAGCAGUCACUUGGAUGAGGAUUUGAAAUUUAUCCUUUUUGUGAUUGAGCGAAUGUCUUUGAUCAAAUUUGAAACCGUUGAAGAGGUUUACAUUAUAUUGCACCAGUUGCAACAAGUUUUGCAAAAUUACGCUCCCGAUUACAUAAAUGAUCUCCGUGAGGCUGAAGUUGGUGAUGAAAACACUAGCGAUUUAGGCUACUUGAUCUAUCUGAUUUUAGAUUACUACAACUUCCUUUGUGCAAAGUAUGGUAUCACUAGUGAAAACAUAGACGGAUUCAGUUCGCGUUUAUUAGAGAUUGAUUUUCUGCGAGCUCCAACUGUUGUGAGUUCACCUAUUUUACACGUGGAAUGGAUAUUCUCCAAUAUGCGCAACCUUGAGUCGCUAAAGUUCGUUGUGAAGGAGAUUCGAAAGUCUAUAUUCGUGCUGGGUGAAUAA
Lodderomyces theae is the source of this 4122-nucleotide messenger RNA. Its product is annotated as cohesin-loading factor complex subunit. The record is from RefSeq and is a predicted model, not a curated record. Bases 1 to 4122 code for a protein of 1373 amino acids. Gene Ontology annotation, cellular component: Scc2-Scc4 cohesin loading complex. Gene Ontology annotation, molecular function: chromatin binding. The transcript has a single exon. NCBI's taxonomy places the organism in Eukaryota, Fungi, Ascomycota, Pichiomycetes, Serinales, Debaryomycetaceae. Gene Ontology annotation, biological process: establishment of mitotic sister chromatid cohesion; establishment of protein localization to chromatin; regulation of gene expression.